CGCAUGUUCCUAGUUUUCAUCGACAAAAAUCUCAAACUAAACCAACAAAAAUGCUUCAGAUUUGCUCCAUUUUAACUUCUCAACGAAGCUUAAGACCGUCCAAAUUCUCCCCAUUUCAUUCUACCCGUUGUGUUAUUCAGCAGCUGCAGUUGAAGCUGAGAGAACUAUCAGAGAAGGCCCUAGACACGACUGGUCCAAAGAUGAGAUCAAUUCCAUUUACGACUCUCCUGUUCUCGAUCUCCUCUUCCAAGGAGUUGGUUUCAGUUCUUAAUCUCUUGUUUACAGCUUUAAUCUCUUGUGUACCAAUCUUUUUAUUGGUUUAUGUGAAUGUGUAGACUUCUCAGUGUGAUUAUUAUGGUAAAUUGGUGAAGUUAAUUUUGGUUGUGUGGCUGUUUAUGUGCCAGAGCCCUUGGACCCCCGAGAACAAUUAAUCAAUAGGAAGGAAAAUCCAUCGACUGACACAUUGUCUCCACGUGUAUGAACGGCAAAUUAGCUCCAAAUAAGCCUACGGUAUUGAGGAUUACUGGUCUCUUGAAUCCACUAUCUUAGAGGACCCAGUGGACCUUUAAGUCCCCUAAUUGUUAAGAGUCAAGUGGUCGCUUAAUGAGUUUGGUGUUCUGUGCAAGGUUUUUCUAGUUUGCUUAAAAAGUUUCUUGUUUGAUGAUGUGACUUCUAAUGCAACAGCUGUUAUAGAAUUCUUGAGGUUUUUUUUUUUUUUUGUUUUGAUAACCAAAUUGUCGUCUCCGCAUAUUGGACCCUGGACCAUGAAAUUUUAUGGGUUCAGGGAUUGCCGCCAAAGCAGUUUAAUUUUCAAAUUCUUGAGUUAAUUGGAGGUUGUUUCUGAUUUUAGGCUCAAGUUCACCGACACGCUCAUAACUUUAGGGAGGUGCAGCAGUGCACGCUCCUCUCUAUCAAGACCGGUCGGUGUAGUGGGGAUUGUUCGUAUUGUCCUCAAUCCUCAAGAUACCACACUGGAGUAAAAGCACAAAAGCUAAUCACUAAGGAAACUGUGAUGCAGGCAGCACAGAAAGUACGAAGUUUAUUUUGUAUCGAGUGACUCUUUGUGUCCUAGCUGUGUUGCUAAGAGAUCUUGAACUAAGGUGUCAGCACGUAAUUAUGUUUUCCCUCACGGUGGUAAUUAUUUGCUAUCUCAGUUACUCGCAGUAUAUAUUAAGACACAAUACUUUUUUUAACUAGUCAAUGGGGUUGAGUGAAAGAGCGAUCAUUCCAGCUCUGCUUCAACAUAAACAAUCUGUAUAAGUUUCAGACAAAUUGAUCACAUGAAUAUUUUUCUUAAAAAUGACUCUGAUUGGUUGGUUAUAGUCUCGAAUUAGUUUUUAUUUCACAUGAAUAUUGACUAUUGGUUGAUUCAUGUUGUAUUACGUGUAAUACAAUGCUAUAACCAUGGUGUCAAUAUCUUUAUACAAUGCUAUAACCAUGGUGUCAAUAUCUUUAUACAAUGCCAUAACUAUGGUGUCAACAUCUUUACUUAUUUUAUUAGGCAACGGAGGCUGGCAGCACACGUUUUUGUAUGGGUGCUGCAUGGACAGACACAAUAGGGAGGAAGACCAAUUUCAACAACAUCCUUGAAUAUGUGAAAGAAAUAAGGGAAAUGGGGAUGGAGGUGUGCUAUACAUUAGGCAUGCUGGAGAAGCAGCAGGCUUUAGAACUCAAGAAAGCAGGCCUUAUAGGAUAUAACCAUAACCAUGAUACCUCAAAAGAAUAUUAUCCAAAUGUUAUCACUACAAGAAGUUAUGAUGAGUGCAUGGAAACACUUAAACAUGUCUGUGAAGCUGGGAUUAAUGCCUGUUCAGGUGAUUUGGUACUAAAGUUUGAAUUUGGUAUCUUCUUAAAUAUUUUGUAUGCAAAGAUAUUUUAUCUGGACAUGUCAUCUGGAUUAAAUUCGUAGAAUACUGAAAUCCACUUGUGGGGGAAAAUAUGAAAGGGACACUAUUGUAUGAUAAAAUUUCUUAUAUUCCAUUAAUUGGGUUUACAUCA
This is a messenger RNA of Mangifera indica (mango), 1998 nucleotides long. Its product is annotated as biotin synthase, mitochondrial-like. The transcript has 2 exons. The record is from RefSeq and is a predicted model, not a curated record. The coding region runs from base 1532 to 1909 and encodes 125 amino acids. NCBI's taxonomy places the organism in Eukaryota, Viridiplantae, Streptophyta, Magnoliopsida, Sapindales, Anacardiaceae. Gene Ontology annotation, cellular component: mitochondrion. Gene Ontology annotation, molecular function: 2 iron, 2 sulfur cluster binding; biotin synthase activity. Gene Ontology annotation, biological process: biotin biosynthetic process.